This is a messenger RNA of Drosophila takahashii, 489 nucleotides long. Its product is annotated as natterin-3-like. NCBI's taxonomy places the organism in Eukaryota, Metazoa, Arthropoda, Insecta, Diptera, Drosophilidae. The record is from RefSeq and is a predicted model, not a curated record.
AUGGUAACGAAAGAUGCUGCUGGCGAGAGUCCAAUCAAGCAGCCAGUUCAAUGGGUUCCUCUGGAUUUUAACUCCAAAAAGCUACCGAAAGGCGUAGUUAAAUGUGGAUAUGAUAACAAGGGUAACUCCACAUUUGUGGCUCGCGUCUACUUGAAAGACGAUUUGUUGCCAGCAAGCUAUGUGGCAAAGAACAAAACUGCUCUGUGUUCCUGGGGCUGUCAGGCCUAUCAGUUCACUGAAGUGGAAGUUCUAGUUUUGACCGAUUGCCAUUACAAAUGGGUAGCAGGCACCAAUGGAAGUUACUCAUCGGAUGCUCUUCAAACCGGAUACACCGAAGAUGGCGAAGUACUCUACACGGGACGUGGCCUGUAUAAGGGCGAAAUACGACUGGGAAAAGUGCAUCCAUCCCACGAGGUGAUGUACAUACCGCAUCGGGGUCUGGAAGUAAAUGUACCUGACUACGAGGUCCUGGUGGUAGACCCUCGAUAA